GGAGCUGCCGGAGCGGCGGGCGGGAGCGGCGCUGGGGGGCCAGGCCUGGCGCGGCGUCCCCGCCAUGGAGAUCGAGAAGGAGUUCCACCGGCUCGACCAGGCCGCCAGCUGGGCCGCCAUCUACCAGACAGGCUCUUCUGAAUGCUCCAGAUAGAGAGGAGAUUGCCUUUACCUUAUCAAAUAAGAAUAUAUGCCUUUAUAAAUGAAACAUUACAGAAAAAAUAGUGGACAUCAGGCACGAAGCCAGUGAUUUUCCAUGUAAAGUGGCCAAACAUCCCAGAAACAAAAAUAGAAAUAGGUACAGAGAUGUCAGCCCCUUUGAUCACAGUCGAAUUAAGCUAAACCAAGGUGACAAUGACUAUAUCAAUGCUAGUUUGAUAAAAAUGGAGGAGGCCCAAAGGAGCUACAUCCUUACCCAGGGACCUUUGCCAAAUACUUGUGGUCACUUUUGGGAGAUGGUUUGGGAACAGAAAAGCCGUGGUGUUGUCAUGUUGAACAGAGUGAUGGAAAAGGGAUCCAUCAAGUGUGCACAGUACUGGCCACGGAAAGAGGAGAAAGAAAUGCUUUUUGAAGAUACAAACUUGAAACUAACAUUGAUAUCUGAAGAUAUAAAAUCAUAUUACACAGUACGACAGCUAGAAUUGGAAAAUCUUACGACACAGGAAACUAGAGAAAUUCUGCACUUUCAUUAUACUACAUGGCCCGACUUUGGCGUCCCGGAGUCACCUGCUUCAUUCCUCAAUUUCCUCUUCAAAGUGAGAGAGUCUGGCUCGCUUAACCCUGAGCACGGACCCGUUGUGGUGCACUGCAGCGCAGGAAUCGGGAGAUCAGGAACUUUUUGUUUGGUUGAUACGUGUCUUCUGCUGAUGGACAAACGGAAAGAUCCUUCCUCUGUGGACGUUAAGCAAGUUCUUCUCGAAAUGAGGAAGUACAGAAUGGGACUUAUACAGACAGCAGAUCAGCUCCGUUUCUCCUACUUAGCUGUUAUUGAAGGGGCAAAAUUCAUUAUGGGAGAUGCUUCAGUGCAAGAACAGUGGAAAGAGCUCUCCAAUGAGGACCUGGACCCUCCACCUGAACAUACCCCACCACCUCCCAGACCACCAAAGCGAACCUCAGAAAUGCACAAUGGAAGGAUGCACGAACACGCGGAAUUCUUUCCUAAACAUCAAGUAGUAGAGGAAGAGGUGAGAUGUUCAGUCAGCACUGUGGAAGAGAUGGUUCCAGAUGGCAGAGCUCGUUCAUCUGUACCACUGAUCACAGACAGCACUGGUCAAGACACUGAAAUUCGGAGGAGAACUGUUGGUGAAAAUCUGCAUCUCUCGCCCCACAAAGAAGAGUCGAUGAAGUCAGAAAAUUCGGAAGAGGAUGAUGAGAACCUGAUGACAACUUGGAAGCCAUUUCUAGUGAAUAUAUGCUUGUUCACUUUCCUCACGGCAGGAGCUUAUCUCUGUUACAGGGUGUGGUUUCAUUGACGGACAUGCCAGCAAGACCGACCCUGCAGACAACACCAACGAUUUGAUCGGUUUGUAAUAAGCUUCUCUGAAAGAAAGCUGAUCGAGGCAUGUGAGCCUUGUCUCAGUGGAGGUAGAUCUUAGCUUGAAAGGCCAGAACUUUGGUUAGGGCUUAAAGAAAGAAUUGAUGCACUAGGGUUUUAUCUAGCCCUGUGGUCCCAAGAACAGAAUAUUCUAAUCUCAGGGCCUUAAAAUAUUCAGGAGUAAGCAGAGAAAAUGCCAAAUAGUCUGUUAUCCUUUUUUUUUCUUUUUUUUAAAAACUAAAUAAUAGAAUUACAACACAUUGUUGUUUUUAGCCUUUUUUUAAAAAGCCAGUCCUUUUUCUUUUGUGUUUCAGAAAAACUAGGCACAAGUGAAACUUGCUUGUACUCUCCAAGUGUUGUAACCAAAUACACGACUUAGAUUGAGUUCCCAAAACCAGAGAAGGAAACCCACAUACCUGAAGAAUGUAAACUUUUUGGAAGGGAGGGUGUUGGGGGAGGGGUGUUUGUGGUUGGUUUUUUGGUUUGUUUUUUUAACUUGCUUCAUCAUUAAAGACUGAGUUGUGGGCAGUGCCUGUGGUAUUGAUAUAUUUAAUCUUGGCAUAACUGUUCUUAAAGAGCUUACUGUUCUACAUGGCUUACUGUUUUACAUGUGUUUAUAGAAACAGGCUUCUGCAUUUGCUCAGGGUAUCCCAACAUGUCAAGCUGGUUUGGGUUUUUUUUUUUCCUUUUUUUUUUUUUUUAAAGUGUAUCUCCUCAUUGACUUUAGUUGCACUCUACUUGCACAUAUGCCUAUUUACAUUGCAGCAUCCUUUGUAAAGCUGUGUUUGCUUUUAUAUUCUGGGUUAAGAGAGGUUGAGGGGAGGGAGGGAAACGAGAAGGGAAAUUCAACCAAAACAUGCCCUCCAGCAUUCUGCAGCUGUGCAGUUGGCAUUCAGAAGGACCAGUUCUUAAAGCUCAUCAUUUGGAAUGUAAAAUGCAGUUUCACUUUACAUCUGCUCCAUAAGGAAUAGCGUGCUUCCUGCAAGGGCCGGAGAGUUAACGUACUCGAGGCACUGCAGGCAGUGAACAGGAAAGCAUUUCAGUAAAUCCAGAGCAAUUAAUGCUGUGGCAGCUUCCUCAAGACAUAAAAAGCUCAACAGAAGACAUGUUGGUCUGUGAACGAUCGGUUGGCUUAUGGUGCAAGCGUUUGUGUAUUCUGCUUUUUUUAAAGCAAAGAUGUAAAAUACUGGCUUUAGUUUGGGUUGAAAAUAUGCUCGCCUGUAGUUGUCAGACACAGCGGUGUGAGAGGGUGAGUUUGUGCUGCUGCGGGCGCUGGGUGAUGACGGGGCUGUUGCUGUCCCGUGGCGGGGAGGGGGCUGCGCCUGCAGGGCCCUGCACCAGGACAAUGCCAAGUGCUUGUAAAUUAGGAUUUGGGUGCAUUGGUAGCACUGAGACUGGAAGUCAGCACUGCGCUAAGCAUUCUUAGUCAAUGCUGUUCCUCUCGUUAGUACCAAAUUAUUGAUAAACAACAAUAGUGAAGAUUUCUUUGCUCAUGUCGUGGGGCAGAGGACAGGAGUAAACUCACUACUGGAAGCUGUAGUGAUUGAAAUGAAACCAUGACGGCUGAUUUGCGAUAUUGUUACUGAUCUGUUCUUUUUAUUUUUAAAGGCUUUCUAGAUUUAUAGCACUUAACAACCGUUCUCAGUGCAGCUAUUGCUAGGGAGUACUGUGUGUAAGUCUCUCUCCACUCCAUAUUUAUUUUUGCAAAGCUGUAGGUGUAGCUCUUUUCCUUCAGUGAGUAAGUUGGUGAACCGGGGCGGGGGUGUGUGGGGGUGGGAGUUGUUUCUGUUUUGUGUUUUGUUAAGCUUGCAUCAAGGGCUUUUCAAAAGUACAAUAAUAAAUCCUCAGGUAGUACUGGGAAUCGAUACUUUACCUGUGAGACUGUUGGUCAGACCAGUACUUGAAAGGAGGAAUGUUGUAAUCAGUCAAUAGUUACUUAUAUUAUUGGAAACAUGAAAAAAUGAGUAUAGAAAAAUGGUAAUAUAUAAUGGCUCAUGUGUAUUUAAGAUACAGUAUGUGAUUGCUUUGUCCCCACUCUUCUCUCCAUCAUCUGGUAGAAUACUGUUCUACAGCAACACUUGUACCCCGUUUGUAUGAAAAUGCAUGUAAAGUCUUCUAGUGUCCUGGUUAAAUACCACGUGCUUGAAAGGUGAAAGAACUUAUAUUUCUGCUUACUGAUGUGCCCAAGUUAUAUUUGCAUGACGUGAUCAUUAAGUGGCUGUGGUUCAAAGGGUGUUGCUGAAAGUAUCUUCCUUCAGCGGUAGACUGAUUCGGUGUUUAUCAGAUAACAUGUACUCGCCUAAUACUUGGCAUGACUUCCUACUGAAUUCUGCGUGCCCAGUGUAACCCGGUUGUUCAGCAUGGUUCAUUUCAGCUGAGUAAGUAUAGUACAGACAUUCCAGAGUGUUUCAUAAGCCGUAUCCACACCUCGCCUCCCACCACUUCAGGGAAGCAACAGCUCACUGAUUUCAGGGUAUGACUUGCUGCGCUGGAGGAGGGAGAGGAGAGCCUCCUCUGCCAGAUCUCAGUAGCACGCUUUGAUCCGCAGAAAUACAGGCUCCUGGAGUGGUGGCCCACUUCAAACAAACAAACAAACACCACCUCUCUACCAUUCCCAAGAGAGAAUAUUUUAAAUUUUAGUCUUGGCAGGAAAGCAAAGCAUCCUUCCUUUGAAUCCAGAAUAGUUCACUUGCAAAUUAUUCUAACGGGAGAAAGUUUCUGCAGACAAUACAGCUUUGAACAUCCCCCUUUCUGGCCUUGUAUUUUGCCAUUUCUUUCAUCUGUUCUGAAUCCAGAACUUCCACUGUCCUGGGAUAGACAGCAGAACAUACCACAAGCUCAGUGAGGUGUGCAUAAGGCUUAUAAUAAUGAACUGUAAACAUUUUUGUUUUGAUGUCUUGUAUAUGUAUGUAGUAGUUCGGGUGUGUAUAUACAGUAGCGUUUCAAAGUGGGUGUAUUGGGUAACCUAUUCUUGGAAAAAUGGACAAAUAUCCAUGUUAAACUUGUUAGAAAGUUAGUGAGCUGCUCUGCUAUAUGCCUUAAGCAAAUAUUUACUCAUCAGGUCUUUCUUUUUUACAGAUUCCCAUAGAAUAAACUUUUUUUAAAAAAAUAAAAAAAACAAAAACAAAAAAGCUAAAUGUUUUGGUAUAAUACAUUUUCAGGUAUCUUGUUUUUUGUGUAAGCCGCUGCAAAGACCUCACAGGUUAUAGUAAAACUGUACAGUUUUUCAAUUUCCCAUACAAGUUUUCAGUUCUCAUUUUAGUUGUAACAAUAAAAUUCUUUUUUUUAAAGA
Grus americana (Whooping crane) is the source of this 4826-nucleotide messenger RNA. RefSeq names its product protein tyrosine phosphatase non-receptor type 1 (gene PTPN1). NCBI's taxonomy places the organism in Eukaryota, Metazoa, Chordata, Aves, Gruiformes, Gruidae. Bases 384 to 1472 code for a protein of 362 amino acids. Gene Ontology annotation, molecular function: protein tyrosine phosphatase activity. The transcript has 10 exons. Gene Ontology annotation, biological process: protein dephosphorylation. The record is from RefSeq and is a predicted model, not a curated record.